Drechmeria coniospora is the source of this 1173-nucleotide messenger RNA. Its product is annotated as ribosomal assembly complex component Ipi3. Gene Ontology annotation, molecular function: protein binding. The transcript has a single exon. The coding region runs from base 1 to 1173 and encodes 390 amino acids. The record is from RefSeq and is a predicted model, not a curated record. Gene Ontology annotation, biological process: DNA-templated DNA replication; rRNA processing. Gene Ontology annotation, cellular component: nuclear pre-replicative complex. Lineage: Eukaryota; Fungi; Ascomycota; Sordariomycetes; Hypocreales; Ophiocordycipitaceae.
AUGGAAGACCUCGUGUCGUCCGUUUGUGGUCCGCCCCUCGCCCCGAAUACGUCAGUGGCCAAGGACGUGGGCAUCUACACCCACGCCAUCGCCCCAUGGACCGUCAAGGCAUCCCUCAAGAAGAGCGUUGCGCCGGUCAACGGCAUCGCCGUUAGCGGCACCCACGUUUUUGCCGCUCAGGACGGCAAGGCCCAGGUGUACGUCUAUUCGCGUCAGCGGGCAACCCAGGAGGCUUCCGUCUCCUUCCAGGAGCGCAUCCGUUGCGUCACGCUCGCCGGGGAUGUCCUCGUCCUCGGUACCGUUGAAGGACGACUCAUCCUCUGGGAGGUCAACACCGGCCGUCAGGUUGCCACACCGCCCUGCCACGUGCAGGCCGUGAGCUGCCUCGCCGCCACCGGCUACCACCUGCUGUCGGCCAGCGACGACUCCAACAUCAAUGUCUGGUCGCUGCUGCAGCUUCUCGAGCUCGGCGGCGAACCGGGCGAGCCCGAACGUACGCUGUCGAACCACCGGGGUGCCAUCACCGGGCUGGUCGUCGGCCCGAGCACGAACGCCGACACGAGCCUCUGCGUGUCGACGAGCAGGGAUAAGACGUGCAUCCUGUGGAAUUACCAGACCGGCGAGGUAUUGAGAACCUUGCUCUUCCCGGCUGCGCCGCUGUGCCUCUCUCUCGACCCCUGCGCGAGAGCGCUCUUCGUCGGCGCCGAGGACCGAGGCCUGUACCUCGUCGAGCUGUUUGGCGACAAGCCGCUGUUGGGUUCGCGCGCGGCCGAGCUGGCCUCGAUCGUCGUUCAAGUCACCUCGCCGCUCGGCGUCGCAGACGAGGACGCAGGCGUGCCGUCCUGCGUCGCCGUCGGCUACGACGGCACCUCGGUCUACACUGGACACUCGCGAGGCAAGAUUCUGCGAUGGUGGUUGAUCGACAGCGGACACGCAGCAGAGAUGGCCAACUUGAACGCGUCCGUCACGAACUUGACCUUUGUGCCGGCACAGCCAACCGAACCGCUCCGCAGGACGGUAAACGUGGUGAAGCCUAACCACGCGCAAAGACAGUACGCCAUGACGGUCCAGCUGGAUGGCGACCUAGACAGUGCGAGUACCUUUGCCGAAAAGCUUGCCACCACCGGCCUCGGUCCGUUCCUUGACGCCCUCGCUUCCGAACAGGACUUGUAG